AUGGGAUCUGCAAUAGCACAAGGUUCGAGUAAUUCGAAGCGCACUGCUGCAGAUCAGAAGGAGAAACAAAAGACAACGAUCAAUAGCGACUCUAUGAUUGUUUCACAAAAGAGUCGGAUGGAGAAUCAGAAAAUUUCGAAAAAUAUCAGUAAUCGAAAAAAGACUCGAAAAAAGCGAACAUCACUUAUUUCUACAACGAGUAGUGCGCUUGACACAUCUCUGAGUGGAUUUGAAAACAUGUCUAUCCAACGCAAAAAUGUUUUUGGACAUACGGAAAUGCAGUCUGCAACUCAGGAUAACGGUCAUUUGAAUUGGAAAGUGAACGAUAUAUCGUCUGAAAUGAAUUCAGAAGUUCGUAACUUUUGGGAACAUCCGGUCUUGGGUUCUUCUCACGAAAAACGCUCCAAAAGGAACAAGCUGAAAAAUUCCUCGUUUCGUUUGGUAACUCUUGCUACAAGUACUUCCGUAAAUGAACAUGCAAAUGCUGUUGCAAGAUGCAAUGAGCCAGAUGUAAUAUCAUUAAGUGGUAAGGAAGGGAGUGAGAAUCUGGAAGAUGAUGCUGAAUUUACUUUAGUCGAAAAGGAUAAUGAUUUCAGUACGGAAUUACAAACUGCACCGCUAGUCAGCAAAGCAGUUCUAAAUUCUUUAACUGCUUCUAACGAAUUAGAAAGAAGCAAACUUGUAAAUAAUGCAGUUUCUGAGAAAACUAAUAAUGCCAGUGUUUUAGAAAAUGAAGGCAAUAGUCUAAUUCUAAGAAACAAGGAACAAAUGAAAUUGGAUGUAGUUUGCAAAGAGAAGAAACAGUUCACCACCAAAGUACCAUUAAGAAGUGGUCCACUUUUGAUUCGAAAAAAUUCUUUUGAUGGAUUUAAUUUAAUCCCUGGCACGCAUAAGUUUAUUCAAAAUGGCGAAAUAGAGGUGAAAAUUGAAAAGCCAAAAGGGAAGGAUUUUAUUCAACUCAUUUUAUUUGAAUGCUGUGGCCCGUUGGAAGAUCCUAAACAAGUCACUCGAGGUGGAUACAAGAUAUGUGCAUCAGCUGUAUUACAUGAGAAUACAUCUGUGGAAGUAAUACGUGCGGCGCUUGUUGACUUAGCUGAACAACUUGAGCGAAUAUCUCGUGAUUCGUUUUAUGGUGGCGAAAAGUUAUCUUAUUCGGUGAGUAAAUACUCUUUGUCUUACUUGGAGAAGCAGUACAUUUAUCCGCUGAAAAAGAAAUCUUCAAGUUUUCCACGUGCUCUCUACUACUGUCAGUUAUGCAAGUAUCAUAUCUGUUCAAUUUCUCAAGCAGUAACGCAUUUCUUGGCACAAGAACACAUUGACAACAAGGAAAAGACAGAGUCGCUAAAAAAGCUGGCAUGUUUGCCAGGUCCGGUCAGGGAGCAGAUGUUCAAAGUAGACCAGAUCAUUCGAGAAUUAUACAUUUUCACUGGACUUACGGAUGUACGGUGUGAAGUUGGGUCACAAAUCGCGAAUUUAUUAUCAGAUUUUUUACAAAACAAAGCUCACAGAAAUUAUUCGGUGAUGGUUUAUGGCUCAUAUCUGACAAGGCUAGCGACUGUGCAUAGCAAUCUGAAUUUAUCACUGAAUUUUCCACUGGAAUACUCGCUUGGUCAUGCAUUGUCAGAGGUCAUGGAAGUUCUAAAUGAUACAGCAUUAGAGAAAAACUUUACUGUCCAUUCUAUAACUCCCGAUUUUCAACGUCCGGAUCCUUCGAUUCACUGCAUUGUAAACUCCAUUGCCGUUGUUAUUACAGCAAAUUGCGUUCGACAGCAGCGUGCUACCCAGCUUGUUAAUUUAUAUUGUACAAUUUGUUCACAAUUCAGGAUUCUCGCUACUAUCUUUCGUUCAUGGGCGAACCUGUGUUCGUUGACCAAUAUACAGUUGGGUGGUAUACCGAAGUUUGCUUUUGAUAUUAUAUUAAUUUACUAUCUGCAGCACAAGGGAUUACUUCCUUUCGUCUUCGAGAUUCUAAGUGAAGAAGAAAUGCUACUGCUAGACAGUGAAAAUCUCGACUUUGACCAUCAAGUGGAUAAGAUAAAUACUGGUUUCGGUACUGGCAGUGAAAAAUGGAAUUUCGGCGAAAUUUGGAUUGAUUUAUUCCGUUAUUACGCUAUUGAACAUCCUGUUGAAGAACUAAUACAAAUACGUUUGAGAAAAAGAUAUUUGUCAGAAGACUGUACGCGUUGGAGCAAAAAACGGCUUGCCGUCGAAGACCCAUUUGCUCCGUAUCACAUAAUGCAACCACAGCAGCGCAUAAAUGGUUAUUUCUCAAGUUGCUUUUUGUUUACUUAUUUUCAUUUUGCUUUGCCGCGCACUAUUGUUUGUUCGCUAAUUCCAUAUUCCGUUAUAACACCCGGAACUGUUGCUGUGCAGACGAAAAAGAGAAGAAAACACAGGUCGAGAAGAACCACGCUGUUGAACGGUUCUUGUUCUGAUGAAGCUGCAGCAAAUAAUAAUCAACAAAUAAACAAAAGUGAUUUGGAUGACGUCGAUAAUUUAUAUCAAGAUGUAACUCUAGAAGCUAUCAGGUUGGAGACCGAUGUGAGCCCGCAAGGAAUUUCUGAAGUAACCGAAACUAGAUUGAAAGAUGUGAACCAAAUCUGGACAAACAAGGAUAUGAACGAUGAAAAUUCAUUACUAUAUGGGGAACACAAGGAUUUAGAAAUGUCAUUUUCUGAUCCUGUUACUUCGUGCCUGGAUUUGCAUACGUCUCAUAGUGAUUUGCAAAGAGAUGAUGCUGGUGAGACGUGUUGCGACCGUAAUGUGACGUCAACUUUCCAACAGCAUGGUAUCCACUUCAAGGAGCUUCCUUCACGAAUGAAAGAAUUCAAAUUGUCGGCGGCUGCUGUCCAAAAUUGCGGAAAUUUAUACAUCAGGGAAGAAUAUAAAGGAAGAGAAUUGGCUGGGAACAGGCUUGCAAAUGCUUCGAUUUUGAAUAUUAAAUUUCAUGAUUAUGAUGAAAUGGCUAUUCGCAAGUUAUGGUUGACUUUAAAUAAUAAUGAUUAUGAUUAUCCAUGGGCUUUGCACUUCUUCACGGGCGGAUUGGAACCAGUGGUACGGUGCACAUGUUGUAAUGCAGAUGGUCAUUUGCGUGAGAACUGUCCUGAACUUGUGAUUCCAGAACCCAAAAAUUUCCCACCAAUGACUAAUGCACAAAAGAAAAUAAUUAAUCUUAUCAUCUUCGAUAUUUUCAAUACAAUGAGAAUAAGACCCUAUUAUGUGCAUCAUAUGUCAGCACUCUGCCGCGAACUUGAAGGUUCAGAUGCUGAUAUCUGUCUUCAGUUCGGACCAGGAGUGAGGCCUGAAGAUAUCGAUUCGGUGGAAGUCAUAAAUAAAAUAGCGGAAGUGAUUCGUAAAAUGCCUAAUGUUGUGUAUGUCUGCGAAAUCCCACAUGCUAAAGUACCAAUCGUGAAGUUUCGUUGCCGUAAUCAUUAUAAUCUUGAGGCAGAUGUGUCGCUAUAUAACGUGCUAGCGUUAGAGAAUACACGCUUGCUACGGACGUACAGUAAGCUUGAUCGUCGAAUACAUCAGUUAGGAAUAAUGACUAAAAUAUGGGCUAAAAACUGCGAAAUUGGAAAUGCAUCGAAAGGAAGCCUAUCAUCCUAUUCAUAUAUCAUCAUGCUUAUUCAUUAUCUUCAACGAACAGAUCCACCAGUCGCUCCAUUCCUCCAGGAAGUAGCACCGCCUGGAAGAUGUAGAGAACCAAUAAUAAUUGAUAACUGUGAUGUGUACUUUUGUAACUUUGAAGAUUUGGAAUGGACAGUCCACAAUCGGUUAACUGUUGGAGAACUGUGGAUAGGCUUUCUGGAUUAUUUUGCGACGAAAUUUGAUUUUACACGAGAAGUUGUACAAAUUCGACAAACUCCACCGCUAAUGAAGUUGGACAAAGGCUGGCAAUCCAGACCAAUCGCUAUUGAAGAUCCAUUUGAUCUCAGUCAUAAUCUUUCCUCUGGUGUUCAUUCCAAAACAAUGGCAUAUAUACAGAAAUCAUUUAUACAAAGUCGGGAAAAAUUUAAUACCUUAUCGGUCGUCCCAAAUUCAAAACUAAAUCACAAUUCACUUGUACUGUAUGCGUCUCUCCUGCUUUCAAGCUGUCGUGUGGGCAAUGGUCCUCCAUUGGAUCGCAACUGUUGCCACCGAUGUCGGCAGGUUGGACAUUUUGUGAUGGAUUGUCCUUUGGGAAUAAAAGAUAAGAAACGAAAUAAGUAA
Messenger RNA from Brugia pahangi, 4209 nucleotides. Lineage: Eukaryota; Metazoa; Nematoda; Chromadorea; Rhabditida; Onchocercidae. The record is from the annotation of a GenBank genome assembly.